This is a messenger RNA of Phialemonium atrogriseum, 1233 nucleotides long. RefSeq names its product endoglucanase E1. Gene Ontology annotation, molecular function: hydrolase activity, hydrolyzing O-glycosyl compounds. The record is from RefSeq and is a predicted model, not a curated record. The coding region runs from base 1 to 1233 and encodes 410 amino acids. Lineage: Eukaryota; Fungi; Ascomycota; Sordariomycetes; Cephalothecales; Cephalothecaceae. The transcript has a single exon.
AUGAUCAUCCUCAUUACCGUACUCGUGCUCGGCAGCUUGGUGCACUACCUCUGGAGGAGGGAGGCCGGCCUGUCUGAACCCUGGGUCCCCGAUCGGGGCUCAAUUCUGUUUAGCGAACGGCCCCUGCAGCUGCCGGCGGAAGACUGCUUCUUACCAGACAAUUACACGCUGCCGCUCCGCACGCGGGGCCGGGACAUUGUCGACCAGACGGGCCGCAGAUUCAAGCUCGCGUCGGUCAACUGGUACGGAGCCAGCGACGAGCUCUUCGUGCCGGGCGGGCUCGACGUGCGGCACCGCGACGCCAUCGCCCGGACGAUCCGCGACCUCGGCUUCAACAGCGUGCGCCUGCCCUACAGCGACGAGAUGGUCGUGGCGAACCCGGUCAUCCCGCCGCACCUGGUGGCCGCGAACCCGGACCUCGCGGGGCUGCGCGCGCUGGACGUGUUCGAGGCCGUGGCGCGCGCCCUCACCGGCGCCGGCGUCGCCGUCGUCGUCAACGACCACAUCACGAGCGCGACGUGGUGCUGCGGCGCGGACCCGUGCGACGCCGGCUGGGCAAACGACCACCUCGGCCCGCUGUGCCGCGUCUCGCAGACCGAGGAGGGCUGGAUCGCCAACUGGGAGACGGUCAUGUCGCGGUUCGUCGACGACCCGCUCGUCAUCGGCGCCGACCUCCGGAACGAGGUCCGCGGCGUCUGGGGCACCAUGACCUGGGACCGGUGGGCCGCCGCGGCAGAGAGGGCGGGUAACAGGCUCCUGGCCAUGAACCCGGACUGGCUAAUCGUCGUGGGUGGCACCGAGUCGUCCAACGACCUGUCCGGGGUGGCGGAACGGCCGGUGCGGCUCGACGUCGACCACCGGGUCGUCUACUCGGCGCACGUCUACUCGUGGUCCGGGUGGGGCAGCCUCGGCGGCCGGUACGCGACGCGCAGCUACCCGUCCUUCGCCCAGUCGAUGCGGAAGAACUGGGCGUACCUGGUGGAGGAAAACCUGGCGCCCGUGUGGGUCGGCGAGUUCGGGGCGCCGCGACACCCGGGCAAGGGCGACGCAAACUACUGGCGGAACCUGAUGAGGUUCCUCGAGGCCGUCGAUGCCGACUUUGGCUACUGGGCCGUCAACCCGCGCAAGCCGAAAAACAACGAGGAGGAGUCGUACUCGCUGGUGGAGGACGACUGGGUCACGCCCGUCCUGGACUACCGGAUGAAGGACAUGGUGGAGCUCAUGAGAUUAUAG